AUGUCCAUAUUCCUUAGAAACUGCCCAGAACGGGAAUUCAAACGAAUAAUUAAAUACCUCUACGAAUUAACAUAUUUCUCUAUACCCGAUUAUAAUUUUGUGUAUUAUUGUAUUCAGCAUGCAUGCAAGGCAAAUAACAUCAAGCCGUCAGAUCCAUUGGACUGGGAUAGAUAUCAUGAAUUCGCCGGUCCAACAGGUCCUCCAGGUGAUGGCAAAAUGGUGAACCUCGACGAACAUGAAGACGAGUUUGAAGUAGGAGCACAUAACAGCCACAGCAGUCAUAUUAACAGUCGACAGCACAGUCAGCAGCAUACUAAGAGAGGUUCCAGCAUUAGAAAAAGAUCACCUAUGCAAGGAUCGAAAUCUGAUGGAGGGAACAAAGGGUCUACGAUUUCAAGGCAUCGUCACGCUACGCCUGUGUCUUGA
This is a messenger RNA of Cooperia oncophora, 426 nucleotides long. NCBI's taxonomy places the organism in Eukaryota, Metazoa, Nematoda, Chromadorea, Rhabditida, Trichostrongylidae. The record is from the annotation of a GenBank genome assembly.